AUGCCUUCAACAGCACCCGCAUCGGGCGUCCAGACGUCGACCAUCAUCCUCGCAACUCUCGGCACCGUCACCACCGCGGCCCUCGCAUACGCCGUCUACUUUGACUACAAGAGGCGAUCCGACCCUGCCUUCCGCCGCUCGCUCAAGCGCCAGCAGAAGCAGGUCUCCAAGGCCGCUAAGGACGAGGCCGUUGCCGCCGAGAAGGGCCAGAAGGAAAAGAUCCGCCAGGUCGUCGACGACGCCAACGACGAGGGCUUCCCCACCGACCCCGAGAAGACCGAGGAGUACUUCAUGACAGAGGUCGCCCGCGGUGAGCAGAUGUGCCAGGACGGCUCCGACCCCGUCGACGCCGCCCUGUGUUUCUACAAGGCCCUCAAGGUCUACCCCCAGCCCAGAGAGCUCAUCAGCAUCUACGACAAGACCGUCCCCAAGAUGAUCGCCGUCGACAGCAGCAUACAGGUCUCGGCUGCCCCCGAGUCCGAGCCCGUCGAGUAA
Aureobasidium uvarum is the source of this 495-nucleotide messenger RNA. Lineage: Eukaryota; Fungi; Ascomycota; Dothideomycetes; Dothideales; Saccotheciaceae. The record is from the annotation of a GenBank genome assembly.